Molecule: messenger RNA, 1469 nt
Organism: Linum tenue
Lineage: Eukaryota; Viridiplantae; Streptophyta; Magnoliopsida; Malpighiales; Linaceae
Source: the annotation of a GenBank genome assembly
AUGAUCGAGAUCCUUCAUCCUCCGCCGCCGCCACUGCCGCCGCCGCCAGGCACCACUGUCCCCGCACCUUUUGACUUCGCAGCGCCAGCCGAAGACCUCGCAUCGGAAGAGCCCACGACUCCCUUCUUCAGAUCGCGUUCCCGCCACAGACGGAGCGACACAUGGAUCGUCUCCGCCUUCGUCAUCUGCUACCUCGUGGUCUUCUUCGUCACAAUGUUCGUCAACGACUGCCGGCGCAACUCCGCCGGCGAUUGUGCUGCCAGAUCCCUCUCGCGGUUGUCUUUUCAGCCUCUCUCCGAGAACCCCUUCCUCGGCCCCUCCUCGUCCACUCUGGACAAAAUGGGUGCUCUACGGAAGACUCGAUUGGCGAACCAUCAAACUUGGCGCAUUCUAUCAUCUCCAUGGCUACAUGCUGGACUCAUCCACCUAAUCGUCAAUCUAAUUAGCAUCAUCUUCCUCGGGAUUUUUCUAGAGCAAGAGUAUGGAGCAGUGAGGACUGGAUUGAUAUACAUAGGCUCUGCUGUUCUGGGGACUUUAGUGGGUGCCCUUUUCGUUCAAGAUAAACCCGCAGUCACUUCCUCCAGUGCUUUACACGGCCUGCUUGGAGCCACAAUAUCUGCACUCGCAAAGAACUGGAAGUUCUACACCAGUAAGGGCAAGGCUAUGGUAGCUCUCGCUUUCAUUUUGGCCUGUAAUUUCGUGCUGGGCUUGCUGCCUUAUGUCUGCAACUACUCCAACAUGGGAGGGUUGGUGUCGGGUUUGCUCCUUGGAUAUGCACUUCUGAUGCCACCACAGCUUGGAAAGAAACCCCAGAGAUUGUCAGAAGCUUGUGACUACGGUUCCAAAGGCUCUUUCAACUUGAAGGAGAAGGUGGUGAAGGUGGAAAAACCAGGGCUGAGAAGUGUGUCUCUCAUCAUUUUCGCUCUACUGCUUGCAGGGUGUUUUGGAGCUGCGGUUCAAGGGAUCAACCUAGGCUCCUACUGCGGGUGGUGUAGUUACAUCGACUGCAUUCCUUCCAGGAGUUGGAGUUGCAACGACUUGACAACUGCUUGUGAGGUAAUUAAUGCUAUGCCAAGCAACAAUGGAGAAUUGACUCUGACAUGCAUGACAAACGGGAACUUCAGGAUUUUCCCUUUCACAAACAUCUCCCGGGCAAGAGCUCAAGAUUUGUGCACAUUGAUUUGCUCCCAUGAAGGAUGAUUUGCUUCCAGAAGUGAGUCAUUCUACUCUCUACCAACAACAACACUAAGAAUGGAACUUCAUUUUCUCUCCUUUUCUUUUUUCUAAAUUUCUUUUCCUUUUGAGCAAAAAAUUGACAAAAGAACACGAGAAAGAAGCUGGGCUUUUCCUUGUAGAAUGAAAAAAAAAAAUUAUAUAAGAGACAAAGUAUCCCCAAAAGAUGUAAUCCUUUCCGGCCCAACCCAUCACCCGCCGGCCAUUCCUUUACCGGUUUCCUUUCUUUCUUCCCC